Nelumbo nucifera (sacred lotus) is the source of this 2133-nucleotide messenger RNA. RefSeq names its product Protein kinase superfamily protein (gene MHK). Gene Ontology annotation, molecular function: protein kinase activity; ATP binding. Lineage: Eukaryota; Viridiplantae; Streptophyta; Magnoliopsida; Proteales; Nelumbonaceae. Gene Ontology annotation, biological process: protein phosphorylation. The record is from RefSeq and is a predicted model, not a curated record.
UUUUUAAUUUUAUUAUAAUUUCUCCUUGGCUUCUUCCCCUUCUCUUCUUCUCCUGAAUUUGCUCAAAUGGAGACAACAGAAAUCUAAAUCUCUGCAUCUUGUUAUAAGCAAAGCUGUUUCUUGCAUUGCUGAUCAAAAGUUUUACAUUUUCUUUUAUUUUUUCUGAUCGUCUUUGCUUCGUGGUGUUUCUGUUCAUGUUCUUCAGCAUCCAUGCACAGUUGCCCCAGUUUUUGAUAGCUGGGCAUUUACCCAAGUAGAUGGAUCAGAUAUACAUAAAUGUUUGGGAUUUUCUUCGGAUUAAGUUGAAUACUUCCCCUACUGGAGUUCUACCGGAGGUGUUACAGAUACUUCUGGUUGCUUGUAGAUGAUAUUGGUUGAUUGCAGCUUAUAGAAGCUGCCUCAAAGCAUGUCGAUCAUCUUCCAAUUGAUGCUUAGUCACUUGUACCAUGAACAGUGGGCAUUUAACAACCUCUUAUAUUUCAUGCUACAGUUUAGCAGUAAUCUCCACUUACAAUCAAGUGAAAGGUACUGCAAUGCCUGUGUAGAGAGUUUUUUCUGGAAACUGCUAGAAGUUCACUGAAAAAUUGCUGACCUUAUACUGGAUAAGAAUCUAAUAAUGGAAAGGUAUAAAGUUAUAAAAGAGCUUGGAGAUGGAACCUGUGGAAGUGUAUAUAAGGCACUUAAUCUAGAAACUAAUGAGAUUGUUGCUGUCAAGAAAAUGAAGAGAAAAUUCUACUUUUGGGAGGAAUGCAUGAAUUUACGUGAAGUUAAGUCCCUCCGUAAGUUGAAUCACCCAAAUAUUGUCAAGUUGAAGGAGAUUGUUAGGGAAAACCAUGAACUUUUCUUCAUCUUUGAAUACAUGGAAUAUAAUCUAUACCAGAUCAUGAGAGACCGUCAAAGCCCAUUUUCAGAGGCAGAGAUACGGAAUCUUAUGUCUCAAGUGUUACAAGGACUUGCAUAUAUGCAUAGAAAUGGAUAUUUUCAUCGUGACCUAAAACCUGAGAAUUUGCUGGUGACGGAUGACACAAUAAAAAUUGCUGAUUUUGGACUGGCAAGAGAAGUAACAUCAAGACCACCUUAUACUGAUUAUGUUUCCACACGGUGGUACCGAGCUCCAGAAGUCUUAUUGCAAUCUUCAUCAUACACUCCUGCAAUUGACAUGUGGGCCAUUGGUGCAAUACUAGCUGAACUUUUCACAUUUUGCCCUAUUUUCCCUGGUGAAAGUGAGACAGAUCAACUGUACAAAAUAUGUUGUGUUCUGGGGACCCCAGAUUGGACUACUUUGCCUGAAGGGAUGAAUGUUUCACGGUUUGCUAAUUUCAGCAUUUCAGAGAUCAUGCCUGUCAAUCUUUCAGACAUCAUUCCAAAUGCCAGCUUGGAAGCAAUUGACUUGAUAACGCAACUGUGCUCUUGGGACCCACUAAAGAGACCAACUGCUGAGCAAGCGCUACAACAUCCUUUCUUCCAUGUGGGAAUGUGGGUUCCUUAUCCACUGCAGGAUCCUUUUCAGUCAAAGCCAAAUGACAUGGCAGUAGAGCCAAAGCUGGAGUUGAAUCUAUGGGAUUUUGGGACUGAACCAGAUGACUGCUUUCUUGGCUUGACAUUGGCUGUAAAGCCCAGUGUUUCUGACAUAGAGAUGGUCCAUCAGGUCUCCCAAAAUUCCAGAGAGGAAUUACUCUUGUGCUCUGGUUUCCAGGAACGUUCAGAUCAGACAGUCAUGUGGCCCAUACCGUCUCUUAAUCAAACUGGAAAUGUACCAGUGAAGUCUUCCUUGUCUUCAUCCUAUAUUGUCAACAGUCAAAUUUCUUGUCCAACAAUUGGAGUUCCACAGUCAGCGGGAUUCACAAUUUCAUCUAUGCAGCCUAAUCUCCUUGAUCGACCAUUGGUGGCCGUCUCCUCGCCCUUCCAGCAGAGUCACUAUCUUUAAGUGAUUGUUGUAAAUUUACUUUUUUUUUUUUUUUUAUUUCUUUGGGUAGGCGGGGAGAAGGUUGAUUUAAAAAUGCAUUCAAAAUUCAGAGAUUAUCAACCAUUUAAAAUGAUGAUCAAAUAAAGAGGAAAACAAGCAGAUAUUUUCUGUAUCUUUACCUUUGCUAGUAAUGUUUUCUCAGAGCUGUUGACAAGCGUUUGGCGGGA